AUGGGUAAGAAACCUCAAAAAACAAAGGAAGUUUGGGCAGCAAUAGCCGAAGCAUCAACAACAAUAGAUGAACAACAACCUCAAACUAGUCGAAAAAGAGGUAGACCUCGUAAGAUUGUUGUGAAAGAGGAAAGUUCAGAGGAACAAAAAGAAGCAGAUUCUAUAGGCAACAACAACAACACAAGGGAAGAUUCAAUGGAAAAAGAAGAGAAGAAUGAAGAAACAUGCAUGGUAAGAAAAGAAGAAGAGAUUCAAGUUCCAAAAGGUGUGGUUUCUUGUAGAAGCAGCAGAGCUAGGCGUAAAAGCAAACCUACAAAGAUCGAUCAGAAAAGAGACCUCAUGAGGAAUAGAUUGGGUCCAGGAACGUUAAAAAGCUCAAAGAGUGUGUAA
Molecule: messenger RNA, 390 nt
Organism: Vicia faba (fava bean)
Lineage: Eukaryota; Viridiplantae; Streptophyta; Magnoliopsida; Fabales; Fabaceae
Source: the annotation of a GenBank genome assembly